UGUUAUACAUAUGCAGUCCAUUUACAAUAAGUUAUAAUACUUUUUAUGCAUGUGAAUUAGAUAUGCCACAAUAAGCAAACUUAAUGUUUUGGCUUGUUUACAACAAGUUCAAAAUUUUCUCACUGAUAAAAUGGAUGAUAAAGUGGAAUAAGGAGGUGCUUCGAAACUAAUUGUAUCACAUUAUAAAAUUAAACUGAUGAUUAUACAUGACAUUGCACGUUAACCACUAAUGGGAAGAAAGUUUCGUAUGGGUAAAAAAGAUUAUGCACACACAAAUAUAAACUAGACUGACGUAAAGAUGACAACAAUUAGUAACAACACAAGCAGAUUCGUAAGACCUGAGUGCUUCCUAACUUUUACAGAAGACAUUUUAAAGAAUAACAAUGGGAACAUGUUGACUGUAUUCUACAGUUUUAACAUGUUAUUCGUUUUUGUGAUGAAUACUGCUUUGAUUAUUGGCUUAGUACAGACAAAGAAUAAAACCAUGACCCGAUCAAAUAAGUUAUUUAUAUUUUUGUCAGUUAGUGACUUAUCAGUCGGCUUGGUGUUAAUGCCACUGUUGCUCUAUCAUCUGCAGAUUUCACCAAAUAUAUCAUGUUUAGAAGUUGCAGUACGAGCAUUUUGGAUAACAUUUCCUGUCAUUUUAUCUGGUACUCAUAUUCUUCUGAUAUCUGUUGAUCGUUAUUUGAUGAUUGCGAUGAAUAAUUGGUAUAAAAAACGCUUUACAGAUAAAGUAGUGCUUUUGUUAAUUGUAAUUGAAGUUUUGAUUGCGUUUUCUUGGGGUUUUGGAUAUGCGUUCAUAACACAAGGAAUGGAUUCAAAAAAGACAGGAACAUAUUUCAUUUGUCUUGGAAUUUUUGAAGCGAUAAUUCUAACCUUAGCCAUGAAAAUAAACUUAAUGGUACGAGCAACUGUUUACGCCACUACAGCGAAAACUGCAACAUUACAACUAAAUCAAAAAAAUUACAGUAGAAGAUUGUCUGCCACCAUUCUGUUCAUAACAAUAUCGCUCGUAAUAUGCUAUAUGCCAUCAGUCAUAGCGCUAAUUGUAACAGGAUGUUUUUUUCAUUAUUAUUCUACCAACCCUACAUACAUAAGAAAUAUAAUCAUUGCUUUAAUUUGGAGCCUUUUACCUGCAUCAUUGAACUCUGGUUUAAACUCGACCAUUUAUGUUUUACGAAAUACAAGAAUUAGAAAGUAUUUUAAAUCACUUAUUUAUGGAGAAGAAUCACAAGUCCAUGAGCACUGCUCAACAACAAUGGCUUCAAAAGAACAUGCUAAAAUAAACUCUGAACCGCAAAAGUUAUAUACUAGUGAACUCUAACAAAAACAUAUAGAAAAUAUUGUUGGAUAAUAUUUCACUUGCUGAUGGCAUUGACGUUUUAUGGUAGUAGUUCUUCGUAUCCAGCCAUUUGUUUGUUAAAACAUAGUCUUCGACAUAAACAGAUUUGAUUUGCCAAGAAAAAUGCUUAUUUUUAUAGACUAUAAUUUUUAUUUGUUUUAUAACAAUACUAAUUUAUCAUAUUUUUAGGAACAACAGCUGUGUAACUAAACUUAGUUUUGUAUAACUCUUUUUUUUGAAACAAGUAUUUUUUUCUAUAUAAUAAAAAUAAUCUUUGUGAGAUAAAUAUUAACUCUAUAGAUAUUAACCCUAUUGACUUCAAAUAUCCGCAAGUAAAGGCAGCAUUACUUUAUUUAUUUAAAACGUUAAGCAAAGUGAAAAGGCCUUAAUUCUACUAUGAAUUGUUUAUGUCCUACCUACCUGUAAUAUGAAUCAGAUGGUUUUUAAAUUGAUUUGGUGGCAAUUUGGUAUUUUGGAAUACAAUAACAUAAUUCUGGUAUAAUAUCAUAUACCAGAAUAUAAAAUCAACACCAUAUACUUUCCUCGGUACGAAUCAAUUUUUGAAAUGGACUGUUUCAAAAGGCUGUCGAAUCGAUAACUGUACUCACUUGUGGGAAAAACUGAACAAAGGGGAAUUCACUUCUGGCCUGUUAAAAUGUUAAAAAUAAGUAAACUUGACAUUUUAUUCUGAUAUCUGCAUAUCUUUCUUAAAUUAUAUAAAAGCAACAAAUUGUUUCCCACACUUAAGUCAUUAUAAGAUAUCACUCAUGAUACUUUAAGGAGUUCAAUUCAUAUUUUGCAUAUUAGAAGCACACCAGGGUCAUUUUAAAGAUAUGCAUUCCAAACAGAUUUGACAAAAAGGCAUGAAACAAAAAGACACAAAAUUACAGCCAUUUGAAACCAAUGUGUUUACUUUUAGGCCAAGGAAAAUUAAUUAUCUGCUUUGUGUGAUAGCCAUUAAAAAACAUGUGCAGUGACCACUUAAAAGUGCACACCUGCUGACAUUUUAUGAACUAAAAAAAAUCAAAGGCCACUUUUUAUAACUAGAGAGAGUACCUCUUUAAAAAAUACCUUAAAAGAUGAUAUGCAAUGAUACAUAGCUAUAAAGGUGACAUGCUGAUUUCAGCCACUGGAAUCCCCCAAUAAAAAAAUAGGCAUAGGUGAUCUGAGUCGAGUAAAAAUUAUGUAUUUCAUUCCAAACUGAACAUAGUUUGAUUACAGGGUUCCCACUCAUUUUGCAAGUACUUUUUUUAGCUGUUUUUUUACGAGAUUUUUUCAAUAAGCAGGGAAAAGACAUACAAAAAUUUAGGAGAUUUUAGGAGAAUUUAAUAUAGCAUAACUGAUGCAGAAUAUAAAUAUUUCUGACUUAUAUUUCACGAAAAAAUCCAUUAUAUAAAUAUAGUUUCAUAAAUAAAUUGUUCUCUAAAGAUUUAGGAGAUUUUUAUGAAUAUUUGCAAACAAUCAGGAAAUUUUAGGAUAUUUUAGGAUUAAUUAGGAGGAUUUUAUUUUUUAGGAGGCGUGGAAACCCUUGGUUAUUCAAAAAAGUAAAAUUUGGUUUGUCAGUUAUUUCAAGCUUUAGCCUACUUUUUCAGCAGCCUGGUUAUCUUUUCUCUCUGCACAAUACACACCUGUUAAUUCAAAAAUAGUAGGAAGCAGAAAAAUAUGUUUUGAAUAAACAAAAGUUCAACCAGUAAACAGAAGAGUUUCAAAAGGCAAGAGCAAGACAUCUAUAUUGUUAUACCUGUAUAUGUCUGUAUGUGUGGCAAAGUAUAGCUUGUUAUAUAAUAUAUAUAAAAGUUUCUUCUCUAAGAAUGGAGGAUUUUUAGAGCUAUAGCCAAAGAAAUAACCUUUGCCCAGUUUUUUGAAAUACCUAAGGAUAUGGUUGCAUGAGUCAAAGUAUACCAAGUUUCUUCUAAAUUAAAAGCACAUAAUUACAUUCUUCUAUCUGUGAAGUCUGUGUAGUGAUAUAGCCAUUUUAAAUGUCUCUUUUGGAGCUUUGGAGCUUGUAAAUGCUGUGCAAUUGAGAAAUAUUUGAUUUUUAUAAUGUUCUAAAGUUUAGGGAAUUUUUCAGCCAAAGAUUUUCAGCCAAACAAAAAUCUUCAUGAAUGGUCGCUAAAUAAAAAAGUAGACAAAAAGAGGGAAAUGUUCCUAAGUUCAAAACCUUCAAACAUGUCUUUAUGUGUCGUAGGUUGUUUCGGUGCACAUGCAAGUAGAGAAUCAAAGGAAUAUAGGCACCAUUAAACUUUUUAAGAUGGACUUCUUUUUUGAAAAUAGCAUGAAAUUUACAGAAUUGAUUUUUACGUUUUAGAUGCACGUCAGGUGCAUAGUUAUGAGUGUGUACGUAAUUCUUUAGACCCUGUAAAUUAAUUAUGGUUGAUAUAGAUUAUUGCAAACAAACAAUAAUAUAAAAGUAACGCUACUACGCAGCACAGAAAAAAG
Molecule: messenger RNA, 3781 nt
Organism: Hydractinia symbiolongicarpus
Lineage: Eukaryota; Metazoa; Cnidaria; Hydrozoa; Anthoathecata; Hydractiniidae
Exons: 2
Coding region: 299-1324 (341 amino acids)
Biological process (GO): G protein-coupled receptor signaling pathway
Cellular component (GO): membrane
Molecular function (GO): G protein-coupled receptor activity
Source: RefSeq, a predicted model, not a curated record